AGUGUAGACUCGAGGAACAGGGACAUUGGGAAAGAAAAGGGAAAGGAAGAAGAGAAAAGGAGGAGUGUAGAAAUGAAAAUCAAAGAGAAAGGGAAGGAAGAAGAAAAAAGGAAAAGUGUAGAUGUGAAAAUGAAGGAGAAUGGGAAAGACAAAGGGAAAGAAGAAAAAAAUAAAAAUGACCUGAAAAACAAGGAGAAUGAGAAAGAGACGGAAGUCAAGGAGGAAGAGACGGAAGUCAAGGAGGAAGAGCCGGAGAAAGAGAAGGAACAGGUCACAGAAGAGGUCAAGGAAAGCAGCAGCACAGAAAUGGUCAAGGAAAGAAGCAGCGCAGAACCGGUCAAGGGAAGCAGCAGCACAGAAAUGGUCAAGGAAAGCAUCAGCGCAGAACCGGUCAAGGAAAGCAGCACAGAACUGGUUAAGCGAAGAAGCAGCGCAGAAAUGGUCAAGGAGAGCAGCAGCACGUCGAUUAGAACCCUGUACCUGCCGCCGGUAAGGGACUUGGGACCCUCGCCUCCGAGGCCAGGCCGGUAUAGACAUCCAGACAGACCCACUGGGCUCUGUUACGUCAAGGCCGAAGAGACAAAUAAGCAGAUCCUAGUCCUAGGCCUGGAUGGAGCAGGAAAGACCAGUGUCCUCCACCUGUUGGCUUCCAACAGAGUCCAGCCCAGCGUGGCACCAACCCAAGGUUUCAAUACAGUUUGCAUCAGCACAGAAGACAAGCAGAUGGAGUUCCUAGAGAUUGGUGGGAGUGAGCCUUUCCGCUCCUACUGGGAUUCCUACCUGCCCACGGGAUGGCUGCUGAUCUUUGUGGUGGAUUCAGCGGAUCACAAACGAUUACCGGAAGCCAAGAAGUGCCUUCAUCAGCUAAUGGAACAAAAUCCAGCGCUCCCUCUGGUUGUGUUUGCCAACAAACAGGACCUUGAAGCAGCCUAUCACAUUACAGAUAUCCAUGAUGCUUUGGCACUGUCCGAAGUGGGGAGUGACAGGAAGUUGUUCUUGUUUGGAACUCAGGUGACUGGGAAUGGCUCAGAGAUACCCACUACCAUGCAAGAUGCCAAAGACCUUAUCGCACAUCUGGCCACAAAUACGUAG
Molecule: messenger RNA, 1092 nt
Organism: Psammomys obesus (fat sand rat)
Lineage: Eukaryota; Metazoa; Chordata; Mammalia; Rodentia; Muridae
Gene: Arl9
Product: ADP ribosylation factor like GTPase 9
Exons: 4
Molecular function (GO): GTP binding; GTPase activity
Source: RefSeq, a predicted model, not a curated record